AUGCCACCGGCCGUCGGAGGCCCUGUGGGAUACACUCCUCCUGAGGGAGGAUGGGGAUGGGCCGUGGUCAUCGGAGCCUUCAUCUCCAUUGGGUUUUCCUAUGCCUUCCCCAAAUCCAUCACCGUGUUCUUCAAAGAGAUUGAGGUCAUCUUCAGUGCGUCCAGCAGCAAAGUCUCAUGGAUCUCCUCCAUCAUGCUGGCUGUUAUGUACGCGGGAGGUCCCAUCAGCAGCAUCCUGGUGAACAAGUAUGGCAGGCGGCCCCACACAGAUUGCCGCGGGCUCGGGUGUGGGGUGGCUGAGCUUUGAGCCCCGCGUCUCUCCUCUCCUUCAGGCCUCGGGCUCGCCUUUAACUUGAACCCAGCCUUGACCAUGAUUGGCAAGUACUUCUUCAAGAAGCGUCCGCUGGCCAACGGGCUGGCGAUGGCGGGCAGUCCCGUCUUCCUCUCCACCCUGGCGCCCGUCAACCAGCUCUUCUUCGGCAUAUUCGGCUGGCGCGGCAGCUUCCUCAUCCUCGGUGGUCUCCUGUUGAACUGCUGCGUGGCCGGGUCCCUGAUGCGGCCCAUAGGGCCCAAGCCAGACCAGCUGAAGAAAGAGCCCACCAAGGAGGUGCUGCAGGAGGCUGGGAAGGCAGUGAAGAAGGACGACGGGGACACCAGCGAAGAGCUCAUCGGCGGAAAGGCCAAGAAAGAGAAGAGCACGUUCUUCCAGACGAUCAACAAGUUCUUGGACUUGUCCCUGUUCACGCACAGAGGCUUCCUGCUCUAUCUGUCGGGCAAUGUGAUCAUGUUCUUUGGGCUGUUCACUCCCUUGGUCUUCCUCAGCAAUUACGCAAAGAGCAAGAAGAUUGCUAACGAGUCCGCAGCCUUCCUGCUCUCCAUCCUGGCCUUUGUAGACAUGGUGGCCAGACCUUCCAUGGGACUGGUGGCAAACACCAAGUGGAUCAGACCCAGAGUCCAGUAUUUCUUCGCCAUCUCUGUGAUUUACAACGGGGUGUGCCACCUCUUGGCCCCCAUGUCCACCACCUAUGCCGGCUUCUGCAUUUACGCCGGCUUCUUCGGCUUUGCCUUCGGCUGGCUGAGCUCAGUCCUGUUUGAGACCCUCAUGGACCUGGUGGGAGCGCAGCGGUUCUCCAGCGCUGUCGGCCUGGUGACCAUCGUGGAGUGCUGCCCCGUGCUUCUGGGACCCCCUCUGCUAGGGAAGCUCAACGACAUGUACGGUGACUACAAGUACACGUACUGGGCCUGCGGGGUCAUCCUCAUCGUCUCUGGGAUCUACCUCUUCAUCGGGAUGGGCAUCAACUACCGCCUGGUGGCAAAGGAGCAGAAGGCAGAGGAGAAGGCGCGGAACGAAGGGAAGGAGGAGGAGACCAACGUCGACGAGGCGGAGAAGCAGAAAGAGGCAAACAACGACGUGGCCCCUUCGCCUCAGAAGAGCGCAGAGGACGGCGUCAAGGAGGAGGAGAGCCACAUGUGAGGGACCGGUGUCAAUCCCGGAGUGUCGGAAGCGCCGCUGCCCUGGCGCGGCGGCCGGGGCAGUGCUCCACUGGCGCUGGGCGGCCGUGAGAAGUGUUUAAACCAGG
Messenger RNA from Tauraco erythrolophus (red-crested turaco), 1579 nucleotides. NCBI's taxonomy places the organism in Eukaryota, Metazoa, Chordata, Aves, Musophagiformes, Musophagidae. The record is from RefSeq and is a predicted model, not a curated record.